This is a messenger RNA of Anopheles nili, 2209 nucleotides long. RefSeq names its product dynein intermediate chain 2, ciliary. Lineage: Eukaryota; Metazoa; Arthropoda; Insecta; Diptera; Culicidae. The transcript has 10 exons. The record is from RefSeq and is a predicted model, not a curated record. Bases 1 to 2154 code for a protein of 717 amino acids. Gene Ontology annotation, biological process: outer dynein arm assembly; cilium movement. Gene Ontology annotation, cellular component: outer dynein arm. Gene Ontology annotation, molecular function: dynein heavy chain binding; dynein light chain binding.
AUGGCAUCGCCAGCCUCCUUGGCAAGCUACGACAGCGAUGGCAGCGAAAACCGUAUCUCCUCGAUGCAAAAGCUCGGGAAGGGCGAACCGGUGGACAACGAUGAGUUCGACACGUGGAUGAAGUCGAAGCAGCUGCUAAAGCCGGACGACCAGCUCGACCUGACCGAGGCGGAGUUGGGCGAGGAAAUCCCGAAGCUCCUGUCGACCGAGAACCGGCACCUGCCGCGCAAUCUGGUCGUAUAUGACUUCCGGGAGGGCGCUUUUCUGCCGGUGCCACCGCCGGAGAACACGAUCACGCUGCUCGAGUUCGAGGGCACCUCCAUCCACAAGGACACGGACGAAGCGAAGGAGCAGAUCUCGCGCAAGGGAACCGACGAGUUAAAUGUCACCCUGGACAAACCGAAGGAACCCCUCGCCGAAGAGCAGGAGGAGACGAAAAAGCCCGACACCCCGGAGACUGGUGACGGCGACGAGGGUGAACGGGACGAAGAUGAAGCCGAAGGUGAAGGCGAAGGCCAGGAGCAGGAAGAGGAAGUGCAGGCUCCCGCGGAAGAGGAAGCACCGAAAAAGAAGCUCACGAAUCAGUUCAACUUCUGUGAGCGUGCCGCGUUGACCAUUGCGAAUCCUUCCCGCUCGGUGGACACCCAAACGAUACCACCCCCACGAUCGUCGUUCGGUGCGAGCGUACUCCAGUGGGUCAUCUACGAUUCGUACAUAGAGGAUUACGCCCAGCAGCAGCGUGAGAAGGAGCGCGAAAAGGAGAAGAAGCCCGGGUUGCAGCGACGUGACGAGAAAAGCCGUAAGGACGAAAAGGCUAAGCAGGCGGAGGAGUUCAACAAGCGCUACCUGCAGGCGUGUCAGAUCAUCGAGCGGAUGGUGAACCAGAACAUCUACGACGAGAUCGCGCAGGACUACCGCUACUGGGAGGACCCGUCGGAUGAGUUCCGUGAAGAGGAGGGCACACUGUUGCCGCUGUGGAAGUUUUCGUACGAGCGCACGAAGAAGAUGUGCGUGACGGAUCUGUGCUUUAAUACGCUCUACUACGACCUGUUCGCCGUGUGUUUCGGGACGCUGGAUUUCAUGAAGCAAAACGCUGAAGGAGCCGUGUGCCUGUUUACGAUAAAAAAUCCCUCCUUUCCGGACUACAGAAUUGCAACAGAAAGCGGAGCGAUGUGCUGUGACAUCCAUCCGAAGUACCCGUACCUGAUCGCUAUAGGGCUGUACGAUGGUAACGUGAUCGUGUACAACCUGCAGGUCGGUACGAAGGAGGGUCCGGUGUACAUUUCGCACGGUGUGAAUGGCAAGCACGCGGAGUGCGUGUGGGAGAUCAAGUGGGGUCCGGACAUGCAGGAUGGCGAGAUCAACUUCUUCUCGGUGUCGGCCGAUGGUAAGGUGUUCAACUGGGUGCUGAUGCAGAACAAGCUCGCCAUCACGACCAUUAUCACGUUGUUCCUUGAGAUCGAUCAGAUCAGUGGGCCAGAUGGUAGUGCGUUGAGAUUGAAGGGUUGUGGCACCUGUAUGGUGUUCCAUCCACACAAUCCGGAGAUCUUCCUCGUUGGUACGGAGGAGGGCUACAUCUUCAAGUGCAGCACCGCGUACAGCUCGAAGUAUCUGAUGACGUACCAUGCGCACUAUCUGCCUGUCCACCGGAUGGACUACAACAAGUUCAACUCGAACAUCUUCGCAUCGUGCAGCGGCGAUUGGCGUGUGAAGAUCUGGGAGGACAUGAGACCAGAACCACUGUUCAUCUUCGACCUCGGUUCGUCGGUGGGUGACGUAAAGUGGGCCCCGUACUCGAGCACCGUCUUCGCGGCCGUCACCACCGAGGGCAAGGUGUUCGUGUUCGAUCUGAACGUGAACAAGUACAAAGCCAUCUGCACGCAGGCGAUCGUCUCGAAGCGCAAGAACAAGCUCACCCGGUUGGCGUUCAACCAGAAGCUGCCGUUUAUCAUCGUCGGCGACGACAAGGGCACAACCAUCACGUUGAAGCUUUCACCGAACCUGCGCAUCAAGACGAAGAUGGGCAAAAAGGCUGGCGUCGUCGAUCCGCAGCUGCUGGAAAGCCAAAAGCUGGACCGGCUCCUAUCGCUCGUCCGAGAGCUACCGGAAGGUGAGACGGUUAAGGAGACCGUUUCGACCGUCGCAUCGAACUAAAGCGCCGUCCGACGAUCCUGGCUCGACCCUAAAUCCCACCGUCCAUUUUUUUUGU